UUUCAUUCAUUGUUUAUGGCUUAACAAAAUAUGGCGGCUGUCGUAGCAACAGCCGAUAUGACGAUUCAAAAGAAUUCUCAGAUUUUAGUUAAUGUAGAAGAAGCUUUAGCUGAUUUAAUUGUUGUAUCGUAUUGCACUGAGGAUAAAAAGUUUCAAGGUGUGCUCCUGGACUCCAACAAAGGUAAUUUACCAUAUGGUGUCUAUAGCCUCAACCCAGCGUUCAGUAAACAGGUUGAAUCCACAAAUGAGAGUGAUAAGUUGCAUUCCGUUAGCCAAAGGUUCACCUACCAAGAGCCUCAAUAUGAGGGCGAAAACUCGCAGAAAUCAAGGAAACCAGCUGCGAAAGGUAAACAGCAACAAAAGAUGACCGUAAGACUACGACCUCGAAAGGUCUUGUGUUCUAACUGCCAAGGGAUUUGUAAUGAGAAUAAUGAAAAUGUAGACGUGUCUAAAAAACGUAAGAUAGAAUCUGAUGACGAUACAUCACACUUCUCUGACUCAUCAAGGACAGAAAAGAAAUAUUUAAUGGGCAGCAUGCUUAUACCCAAGCUGUCCAGGCUGCAGCCCAGUGAAAUCACGAGCGCAGUAAAGGGCGCAGCGAAAACUUCUACUAAGGCUAGUGACAAAUCAAUUAAAACUAAGAAAUCUAAUACAGAGACUGUAACACAAGAAAUGGCGUUUGUCAGUGUAUCUGAGGAUAUGGAAGGCGACAAGGAUGAUGUGAAAGAUGAAAAUGGCAUUUCUUUUAGUUCUAUGUUUUCUAGUGCAAAAACUCUAAAAAUAUGUUUUGGAGAAGGUGAAGGGACAGUAGUUAAGAUACCACCACUUACAGGAGAUUUUAAUGAAGAUUCAGGUGUGUCAUGUGAUAUGGGAAAGCCAACUAAACCUGACUCAAAAGCAGCUAAAAAGGCAUUGAAGAAAGCAAAAAAGCAGGCGAAAAAGAGUAACUCUGUAGAAAAAAGUCAAAAUGUACAAUCACCAAAACAUAUUGGAGCAUUAUCGCCACAUAACAAUGCAUCAAGUCCCACACUGGACCCUUUAGAAAAGAAACAAAAGCAUAAAGUAAAACAUAAAAAGAAGUAUAAGAAUCAGAAGAAGCGUGAUGAAAACACAAGCAAAUGUGGAGAGAGUGAAUCAGUGGACUAUUUUAGUGAUAUUAAAGAGCACUGUAUGAACCAGAAGCUCUCCAUAAGCUUACGAAGACUAAGUAGUAAUUCUCAUGAAAAGCAGAGUGAAAAUGAUCCUAUAGAAAGUAGUUCAGAAGACUGGGACAAUGAGGUUGUGCCAGAUUUCCCUGCAAAUGGUACGGAGGGUGUUGGUGGCAGGUUGCUACGGGUUUCUGUUGGUGAUGUAGUGUGGGGCAAGGUGGUAGGGUUCCCAUGGUGGCCAGGCAAGGUUCUCAAUGUCACACCAUCAUCUAGGGCACAUGUGGCAUGGUACGCUUCAACCACCUCAUCUCUCAUGCCAUGUGAUAGCUUGAGUCCAUUUUUAGAAGAUUUUAAGUUACGAUUUUUGAAGAAAAAGCGGGGACCAUACAAAGAGGCUGUAAUACAAGCAACACUUGAAGCUAAGAGGAAUGAAUCUCAUGUAACCGAUCCACUAGCGAGCCCAACGCACACACUGGCCACGGUAUCACCUCGACCCAUCGAUGUGUUCUCUUAGACUAAGGUGCAUCCGAAUUUAUUCAAAGUCAUGUGAUAUUUAAUACAUAAUUACUUGAUUUAUCUGCACAAAUAGUGUUUCUUAAUGUGAUUUAGUUGUUGCACUGCAAAUGAAGAUUAAGGUAAUAUUUUAAGCUUUUUUUUUAAUUGUUCAAAUUUUCUGUCAGUUUUUCUAUAUUCUACUGAACUUUGAAUUCAUUUAUUCUUUUAAUAUUCCAUCUGGAAAUAUUUAAAUCAACAACUUUCAGCGUAAGUUAUCUAUCAUUGAUAUUGAAACAGCAAUAUUUAUUUAAUUUAAAUUCCAGUGUAACAACUAUUUAGACAAAAAUCGUGUUCGUAUUCAGAAUAACGCCAUUUUGCAAAUAAUAUUCCACUUAUGAUGUGAACUGCCACUUAGAAAGACCUAUGUUAAGUUAGGAGCUAGCAGUCUUGUACCAACAUACCUUAAUGGACUGCAAAUACACAUUUUGUAGUUAGCUUUCUAAAUAAGGAGUAAAUUAAUUAAUAAUAUAAAUAAUUUCCUGUAUAGGUAUAUCCAAAUGUUCAAUAUUCUUAUGUAUAAAACUAUAAAAAAACAUUUUUAUGUUGAUUUUGAGAAUUUAACAAAUAUUUUGUUUACAAUACUUGUAGUCUUUAAAAUUGAGAUUCAUGAAAUAUUCUUCAACGAAAGAUAGGUGACUGUAUUCCAAUGGUUAAUAAAUAUUGUAUACUCAUAUACAUAUAUUUUUAGGAUAAUCUCGCGUGAUUUAUGCUUAUUAAAAACAAAGGGAUAUUAUGAUAGUAAAUAUUAGGCGGUGGUCUGUUCAGAAAUAAGGUUCUAAGCUUGGAUAUCUGUUCAUUAAUAGGUUGUGCACGACACAUUUAUUUAGUUAGAUUUACGCAAAUGACAAUGUUUGCUCGGAAACCAUAUCUAACGGAAAUGAAAAAAAUUACCUGCGCAUAAAACAUUUUUUUAGCAAUUGAUAUGUAUUACAUAUGUAACUACUUGUGUAAAAACAUUUUAUAUAAUCACUGAGUGUUCAAUAUUAAAUAGACCAAAUGAUAUACAAUUCAUAAAAUUUAGAAUAGUUAUAAUAUAUUCAACCGAUAAUUAUAAUGGUGACAGUUAUCGUUAUUGAAUUUGUUCCUUGAAAAUUGUAUGGGCACCUUACUCAAGCUGCUUAUAAAAAGCAAUGGUAAAUAACAUACAAAAUACAGUGCCAUUAAUAUUUCAGUGUAUUGAGCAAGAUCUUGAGGUUUGAAGCAAACGAAAUUAUAAUUAGUUUCUUUUAUUCAAUCUCGGUCUUGAACUAAAAAGUUUAAUUGCUUUUUUGUUGUUGCUUAUCAAUAUUGUUGUUAUAUUAUAACAAGUACUUACAACAGUUAAAAAUAUUGAUCUAAUACUUAUAAUUAUAUAUGUAUUAUUGAAACUUAUGGCCAUUCCUUUAUCGUCUGGUCUCUUGGUUUUAAAUUUUAUUAUUAUGUUCCAUAAUAUCUACAUUUUUUAUUAUUUUACUUAAAAAACUAUAUGUUUUGUAAAUAUCCAGUUUUAUAUUUCUAUUUUAAAACCAAGAGAAAGAUUUUGUUAUUUACUUUUUAAGUAAUUUAGUUCCGUUUAAAAAGAUUUAUGUGCAUUCAUGUUUUGAUUGGUUGCUAAAUAAUUAUGAUACUUUAAUUUUACAAAAAUAACCAUAGAACUUUAAUUAAAGAGAUUGUGAUGUAGGCUCUAUACAUUUUCUUUUAUAGGUGAUAAAAAGUACUAAAAUUGUUUGUUUUAAAAUGUCAGGUUACUUGUAUAGAGAUCGGUUGCUGGUACAGAUGGGCAAAUUACUGGUGUACGAUUUUAGUAUAAGUGAGCACACUAAUUAAUAUGUAUUUAUUACUGUGCUCACUUGUCUAUGGACCUGUCUGUACCGAUUAUGUGGUUCACUAUGUAAGAACCAUAUUUUUAAUAAGCAUUAAAAAUAUACAAAUGUAUAUUGGUGUUCAGGCUGUUUUAAAGUUAUGUACAUUAUGUUAAUUUUUUUUAUUGUACCUAUCUUCAAGCUUCUUCAGGGCGAGGUAGUCAGAAACACUUGCAAAGGAAAGGAAUUCUGCCAAAGAAUAUUGAUCUUUGCCCAACUUGUGGUGAAUUAAGCUAUUUGUUCAUUAUUAUUAUUAAACUAUUAUUGUGUACAUAAUAUUCAGAAUAAAUCCGUAUUUUAUUAGUGUAGUUUGCUACAGUGUAUCAUCUUAUCAUUACAGGAAAUGUAUUUUUAAAAUAUAAACUCUUCACAAA
Molecule: messenger RNA, 3918 nt
Organism: Spodoptera frugiperda (fall armyworm)
Lineage: Eukaryota; Metazoa; Arthropoda; Insecta; Lepidoptera; Noctuidae
Product: PWWP domain-containing protein 2A
Exons: 3
Coding region: 31-1662 (543 amino acids)
Cellular component (GO): nucleus; chromocenter
Molecular function (GO): chromatin binding
Source: RefSeq, a predicted model, not a curated record